UGAUUGUACUUUUAAAUUGAUGGAAUCAGGAGUUUUUGAGUACUUGGAUGAACUAACAUUUCUAGAUAAAAGACCAAAAUUUAACAAAACAGCAAAUAAUUCUGAUGAUAACCCUGACUUUUAAUCAUUAUACUACAUCUUAUCAUCUUAUUGCUUGUAUCCUUAAUCCUUAUGAGCAUAGGACAUGAAAGUGGACCUGCUUUAAUAAAAGUAUCAAGAUUCGUAAGUAGACAUCAAGGAUUGAUAUUAAAAAUAUUGACAGAUAUUUCUCCAGUCAAUUUAUUAGUUUCACCAAAUGUAGAAGUUAAAGAUAACGUUAUAUUAAGUAUUGGAAUUGUUCACAAAAUGUUUCGUAUAUUUUACUUCUUGGGUGUUAAGCUAGAAGUUAUUGAUAAAGUACUAACUGUGAGCACAAAAGGUAUUCAAGAUUUUAGACUGAUUUUUACAGCGAUCCUUAAAUAUGUCAAAAGGCCUGAUAAUGAUUAUUGUGGUGAUUUUAAGAAACCCAAACUUUCAAUAUGCAUAAAUUAUGUUCAUACUUCUAUAGAUAUUUUAAAUCAUCAUAUGCAAAAUUUUAGGAGAAUAUCUAUCAAACUUGAAAAAGGUGAUAACAUUGAAGAGAUUCUAUCUGGGCUUCGAAUCUCUACAACAUUGCUUGGAAAUACUGAUAAAACAGCUUUACAAAAAGACACAAAAUUAGUCUUGACAGAUAUAUUAGAAAAAUUAGUAUCUUUUGAGAAGAAUACUGCCAUAAAAUAUAAAAUGCUAAAUGAAUAUAUUCAAAUGAUACUUCACAAGAUAAAAGUACUUAUUGCUUGAUCUUACUAAUAAGUAACGUAAUACUGUAUUACUAA
Rhizophagus irregularis DAOM 181602=DAOM 197198 is the source of this 854-nucleotide messenger RNA. NCBI's taxonomy places the organism in Eukaryota, Fungi, Glomeromycota, Glomeromycetes, Glomerales, Glomeraceae. The record is from RefSeq and is a predicted model, not a curated record.